Molecule: messenger RNA, 2933 nt
Organism: Staurois parvus
Lineage: Eukaryota; Metazoa; Chordata; Amphibia; Anura; Ranidae
Source: the annotation of a GenBank genome assembly
AUGAGUUCAAACCUCUGGGGACAAGAAAAAAGCAGCUCCACCUACUGGGAAGAGCGCAUCUUUUAUUUGUUUGGUUCAAGAAUGCAGUUUGGUUGACAAACAGACCCAGAAGCAGAUUAAGAUCCCCAGGGGAAGCAUUGGCCAGUUUGUCCAAGAGCGUUCUGCAGUAGCACAUAGUCGGAGUAUUCCUUCCAAGAGCAAAAAAGUCCAAAUUGCACUAAAAAUCUUAGAACAACCUCAUGCCCUUCUGUUCGUGGAUGAAAAGGAUGUUAUUGAGAUCACAGAAAAGUUGGCUGAAUUGCUUUUGGCCAUUACAAACUGUGAGGAGAGAUACAGCCUGUUCAAGAAUAAAGUAAGACUAUCUAAAGCUUUACAGAUCGAGGCUGGCUCUGCUGUAAGGGUGUAUAUGAGGCCGGGAGAUGGGCACUAUCCGGGCGUUGUGCGAUAUAGGGGACCACUGUUGCCAGAAAGAACUGUCACUGGUAUAUGGUUUGGCGUAGAAUUAUUGGAAGAUGGCCGUGGUCAAGGAUUUACAGAUGGUUCUUACCAGGGAAAACCGUUAUUCCGGUGUGAUGAGGAAUGUGGAGUGUUUGUCGCUCUUGAUAAUUGGAGCUGUGUGAGGAAGAUGAUGAGGAAAUGGAAAGUGAUUACGCAUCACCAGUGGACAAUAACCAGACAGAAAUCCCUCCUUUAGAGAUUAACUCCAGGGUGUCUCUUAAAAUUGGGGAAGGAAUGGAAUUUGGGACUGUGAUUUUUUGUGAUGUCCUGCCUGGGAAAGAGAGCCUUGGAUAUUUUGUCGGAGUAGAUAUGGACAAUCCUAUAGGAAAUUGGGAUGGAAGAUAUAAUGGAAUCCAGCUGUGUAGCUUUGCUAGUGUUGAAAGCACACUUCUUCUACACAUUAAUGACAUCAUUCCAGAAUCUGUAACCCAAGAAAGGAGGCCUUUAAAACUUGCCUUUACUUCAAGAUGUGGAAGUGAAAAAAGCUUAUCCAAUCAUAGCAAACCAAAGGUUACAGGAUCUACCUCUGAAUCAGGAAGCAGGAACCGUUCAGAAUUUUUUUACACUUUAAAUGGUAGCUCGAUUGAAACUCCACAUCAACCGAAGAGCAAAUCUAAUUGGUAUAUGGAAGAAGCUCGAGAGAGAUCAUUACGAGGAGGAAGUUCUGGUAUGCAAGAAAGCAGCCGCUGUGAAGUUGUUGAAGAUUCUGCAAAAUCUCUGACAGAGACUUCCCCAUCAUCAUAUGGACAUUGUUCCCCUCCUUUGCAGCCUACAGCAAGCAGCUGUUCACCAGGAGAGAAUAGAUUCCAUUCUCUCCCCUUCAGCCUUUCCAAGAUGUCCAGUACCAAUGGCACAAUGGGACAUACCCCUCUCUCGUUGUCUGUGCAGUCAGUCAUUGGAGAGAUGAACCAUACUUCCCUGCAAGACAGCCCACCAGAACUGCCCCACAUGUCUAAUUUGCAUGGGCUUGAGGUGGGAUCACUUGCUGAGGUUAAGGAGAACCCACCUUUCUAUGGGGUGAUCCGUUGGAUUGGUCAACCUGUAGGAGUAAAUGAAAUGCUGGCAGGACUGGAGCUGGAAGACGAAUGUGCAGGAUGCACUGACGGCACUUUCAAGGGGACAAGAUAUUUUACCUGUGCCCCUAAAAAAGCACUUUUUGUGAAACUGAAGAGCUGCAGGCCAGACUCGAGGUUCGCAUCACUUCAACCGGUCUCCAAUCAGAUUGAGCGCUGUAACUCCCUAGCUUUUGGCGGCUACUUAAGUGAAGUAGUUGAAGGGAACACUCCUCCACGAACAGAAAAGGAAGGCUUAGAGGUAAUGAUUGGAAAGAAGAAAGGUAUCCAGGGCCAUUACAACUCCUGCUACCUUGACUCAACCUUGUUUUGCUUAUUUUCCUUCAGUUCUGUGCUAGACUCUGUCCUUCUGAGACCGAAAGAGAAAACUGAUGUGGAAUAUUACAGUGAAACACAAGCACUUCUUAGGACGGAGGUUGUGAAUCCUCUGAGAAUAUAUGGAUAUGUAUGUGCUACACAAAAAUAAUGAAACUGAGGAAAAUUUUGGAGAAAGUGGAAGCUGCAUCAGGAUUUACAUCAGAAGAAAAAGAUCCUGAAGAAUUUUUGAAUAUCUUGUUCCAUCAUAUAUUAAGAGUAGAUCCCCUCUUAAAAAUAAGGUCAGCAGGUCAAAAGGUACAAGAUUGCUACUUUUACCAAAUCUUCAUGGAUAAAAAAUGAGAAUGUGGGGGUUCCCACUAUACAGCAGCUACUGGAGUGGUCAUUUAUAAACAGCAAUCUGAAGUUUGCAGAGGCACCAUCAUGCCUAAUAGUUCAGAUGCCUCGAUUUGGAAAAGACUUCAAGAUGUUCAACAAAAUAUUUCCUUCCUUGGAUCUGAAUAUUACAGACUUACUGGAGGACACCCCACGGCAGUGCCGUAUCUGUGGAGGUCUUGCAAUGUAUGAGUGCAGGGAGUGCUAUGACGACAGUGACAUUUCUGCAGGAAAAAUUAAGCAGUUCUGUAAAACAUGCAACACCCAGGUUCACCUUCACCCAAAAAGACAACACACCAUAAAUUCAAUCCAGUUUCUCUUCCCAAAGAGCUCCCAGACUGGGAUUGGAGACGUGGCUGCAUACCAUACCAGAAGAUGGAUCUGUUUGCUGUGUUGUGCAUCGAGACAAGUCAUUAUGUGGCAUUUGUAAAAUAUGGCAGGGAUGACUCUGCUUGGGUGUUUUUUGACAGCAUGGCAGACCGAGAUGGUGGACAAAACGGGUUUAACAUUCCACAAGUCACCCCAUGUCCUGAGGUUGGGGAAUAUCUGAAAAUGUCCUUAGAGGAGCUUCAUGCCUUAGACUCUCGAAACAUUCAGGGCUGUGCCAGGCGGCUCCUGUGUGAUGCCUACAUGUGCAUGUACCAGAGCCCCACUAUGAGUUUGUACAAAUGA